This is a messenger RNA of Sebastes umbrosus (honeycomb rockfish), 7088 nucleotides long. RefSeq names its product minichromosome maintenance complex component 3 associated protein. The record is from RefSeq and is a predicted model, not a curated record. Bases 249 to 6545 code for a protein of 2098 amino acids. Gene Ontology annotation, cellular component: nucleus; transcription export complex 2; cytoplasm. Gene Ontology annotation, molecular function: nucleic acid binding. The transcript has 29 exons. Gene Ontology annotation, biological process: mRNA export from nucleus. Lineage: Eukaryota; Metazoa; Chordata; Actinopteri; Perciformes; Sebastidae.
AAUGACUCUCGGACGGGAGCCGGCUCUUAUCGUUCACUUAAAAGAGCCGGCUCUUUGAACCGGCUCGUUUUUGACGAAACAUUACUAACCGGAACCGGAUGUUGGAAAAUUCAACAUAGCAAACAUAAACUACGGAAGUGAUAGAAGCUGUUACUCCGGUAACCGUGUUACAGGUGUCCGCCGGUUGAACGCCUGGAUGAGAGACAUUCCGUUCAACUAGUAACCAAGGAUACUAAACAUCCGCUAACAUGAAUCCAUCCAAUCCGUUUGGUAGUCCACAAGGAGGAGCUUUCCAAGCCCCCAGCAACAUGAUGAAGAAUGGUGGUUUGUUCCCGUCAUUUGGACAGCAGCAAGCUUCCAGCAAUCAGCCCCAACCUAUGGGCUUCUUCCAACAAUCAGCGUUUGGACAGCCGUCUGUCUUAAAUCAGCCCCCUACCAUGUUUGGACAGAACCCUGCCUUUGGACAGUCGUCCACACAGCCCCCCUCGCUGCCUACAAUAAGUCAAGCUCCAGCAUUUGGACAGCAGUCGAUAGUGAUGAAUAGCUCAGGCUUUGGUGGUGGCAGCACCGCUCCAGCUUUUGGACAGACUGCUGCACCGAACCAGAGUUCAGUCUUUGGCCAGACGCCUUCAUUCGGGCAGCCGUCUGCAUUUGGGCAGGGACCAGGAUUUGGCCAGCAGCCACCGGGAUAUGUCAAACAGCCACCAGGGUUUGGCCAACAGCCCCCUGGGUUUGGAAACUCCCAGAUGGCUACUGGCCCUACCGCUGCCUUAGGGCAACCUCAGCCACUCGGUUUUGGACAGCCAUCAUCAUCUACUAGUGUCACCACCAGUGUAUUUGGUAGCCCAGCUCCGAGUGUGACCCAGAGCAGAGGAUUUGGAUCAUCCAAAUACAGUUUUAAGCCGGCCAAUGAGGCACUGUUCAAGCCCAUCUUCAAUGCCAGCCCUGAGCCCGCUAACCCUCAAACUACUUCAAUGUCCAGCUCCCCCUUUGGCAGCAGUGGGUCCCAGACAAUCGCCAGCUCCAUGAGUAGCAGCAGCAGCAGCACCACCACCACCACCACUGGCUUCCCUCUGUCGACUGGAGCUAAGUCUGGGCAGCUGGGUUUCAGCUUCUCACAGCCAGCCGCAGCCCCCUCUAUCUCUUCUGGAAACAAUCCACUAACAACUGGCAAUAGCAACGCUCCUACCAACACACUGCAGUUCACCUUUUCCCAGCCAGCUGCUCCCUCCAGCUCCAGCACUAAGGCCUCUACCACCGAGCCCACCACCCCAUCAUCCUUCAGCUUUUCAGCCCAAACCCUCCAGCCCCAGCCAACACCCCUUUUUGGAGGAACCAAUUUUGGUCAGGCUUCAGCUUUUGGUGACACUAAAGCAGAGACUAGUACAGAGGAAAAAGGGCGCAACCUUGAGGGUCCUGGAGAGACAAGUAUAUUUGCACGACUUGGCAAAGUCACCAAGCGCAAGGAAGAUCCAACGGUCCCCGGCGUUGUUCUCGAGAAGCCUGCUACAGCAGAGCAGGAGGAGGAUGUUCCAGCAGAAUCAGAUUCACCAAGACCUUCAAAGAGGCCCCUGAUGAGGUCCCGCGGCCCACCACCAGGCUUAUUUGGCAGGGCGUUAAGUGGUCUUCGUAGAGAAGGUACUAACCCAGUGAGGCGAGAGGCCACAAAGGAGACCCAGCAGCAAGCAUCGAAGUGGGACAUGACAGAGAAAAAAGACUUUCAAGCUCAGGGUGAAGACCUACCUACUGCCACACCACCCACAGCACCCACAGCACAAACUCUGACCCGGGAUGUGCUGGAAAAAUUUGAAGCGUCAGACUCAGCACAAGCCCCAGACUCGACCCUCGGCCUCACAACCCCUAUGAAACGUGGCGUACGCAGGGAGAGCUCGGACAGCCUGGGCGGCAUGUCGCCCAGCGACCUCACCGUCAUCCAGUGCAACAAUGUGCCUCCAGCUCUCAACAGGAAGGACGUGAUCCUGAAGCACUUUUGUCGAUUCGGCAAAGUCCAGAAGGUCUUAUGCCGGCCUGCCAAGAACAUGGUCAUAGUACAUUUUGAUGAUCAUGCAUCAGCGGCAAAGGCAAAGAAGAAAGGCAAACACCUGCGUAGACACGAACUCCUUCUCUUGUGGCAGAGAAAGAAGCAGAGCCCAGGAGACAAAAGGAGCAGAGCUGCAACAGAAAAGGACGAGGCAGAGGGAGAAAGUCCGGAGGACACAGAGUCCAAGGCGGCUUCCUCCCCACUCCGAAAACGUGAAUCCAGAGCUCCCGCAGUCAGCAGCAUGAUGACCUCCAGCCACGGUCCUCUGAUGAAGAAGACUCUGCAGUUCGACACUGAACAGAAAAAGAGCAGCACAGAGGCCCAGAGCUCAGAGCGCCAAGUCCCCUCCUCCCUCCUUUACAACAUUGGCCAGGCGUCUGAGAACGCUGAGGACAGGUACCAACUCCUGGACCAGAAGGACAAGAGCCUGCGUAAAGAUCGACCCAAGAGGACGGACCUGGACCUGUCUAAGGUGUUUGUGGGGACGUGUCCUGACAUGUGUCCAGAGAAGGAGAGGUACAUGAGGGAAACACGGAAACAGCUGAGCGUAUUCGAGGUCAUCCCAGAUACUGAGAUGGUGGAUCACUCAGCAGCCAUCAAGGAAUACAGUCGCUCAUCAGCCGACCAGGAAGAGCCCUUACCCCACGAGCUGCGCCCCCUGCCUGUGCUCAGCAUGACCAUGGACUAUCUGGUGACUCAGAUCAUGGACAAGGGCCACGACAAAUACCGGGACUGGUAUGACUUUGUCUGGAACAGGACCCGCGGCAUCCGCAAGGACAUCACCCAGCAGCACCUGUGCUGCCCACACACGGUGUCGCUGAUUGAGAAGUGCACACGCUUCCACGUGCACUGCGCUCACCACCUCUGCGAGGAGCCUUUGUCGGCUUUCGACGCCAAGAUCAACAACGAGAACAUGACAAAGUGCCUCCAGAGUCUCAAAGAGAUGUACCAGGACCUGGCCAUGCGUCAAAUCUACUGCCCCCUGGAGGCAGAGUUUCGCCAGUACAGCGUGCUGCUGAAACUCAACGAUGGUGACAUCCUGCGUGAAGUGCAGCAAUUCCGCGACGAGGUGCGCAAUUCCCCUGAAGUGAAGUUUGCCGUGCAUGUGUUCGCUGCACUCGACAACAACAACUUUGUGCGCUUCUUCAAGCUGGUGAAAAGAGCCUCCUACCUCGCCAGCUGCCUCCUACAUGGAUACUUCAACCAGGUCAGAGCUAAGGCCUUGAAGCUCUUGAGCAUAGCCCACACCGUGGGUCCACGAUCGACUGCGUUUCCAGUUGAGGACAUCGUUCGGAUAUUAAUGUUCCCAAACACUGAAGAGGCAACUGACUUCAUCCAGCAGUAUGGCCUGGCUGUCAGCGAUGGAGUGGUAGAGCUGAAUCGGGUAGCGUAUCAGGAGCCAGAUAUGCCUCUGUCCCAGAAGAAGUCAGAUGUCAUCCUUGCAAAGAAAACAGUGUUGAUUGGAGAGGUGGUGAGCGGAGGCCCCCUCCCCAGCCCACUCCAGCACACCCCUGUCUGCAGCUUUGACUCCCAGAGUAGGUCCUAUAGAGCAGGCCCUCUGGCUGAGCCCACUCCAAGCCAGAUUAAAGCUGUUGCCGCCAAGGUGGAGGUUAAGGCACCACCCAGCGUUGAUUUGCUGUCACAGGUCGUCCCGCGUAUGCCCAGUGAACCGGAUCACAGCCCGGCUCCCCCGGCAGAGGCCCAGCAGAUGUUCCAGCCGAUAUUUGAACCUCAGCCUGUCAAACAGCCAUCACCUCCACCCAAACCUCAGCCGGUGUACAGCAACGAGGACAUUAUGGCCGAACUAGACUGUGUGAUUGAAGAGGUGGUUGGAGCAGCAGUGAGGGAGGUAGCCGACGCUGGUGCCUGCUAUGCCGCAACAGCUCUUUCGGAGAGCAGCGUACAGGUGGAGUCUCUGGUGAGCGACGUGCUGGGACAGAUGCUGCAGGAGAUGUCCUCCACCGAGAUCCAACUGGAGCAGGAGCGUGUCGCUGACGAGAAACGCAAGCUUGAAGAUGCCAGGAGGAGGCAGGAGCACGAGGCCUUCCUGGUUCAGUUCAGCUUCUCUCUCUGCACAGAGCUCGUCUACGAAGUUUUAGAUGAGACCAUCAAGGAGACCGCCACCUCUGAGAUCCAACAAGCAGUGAAUGAGAAAGCAAACCGUGUCGCUAAAUGCACAGAGGAGGUCUGUACCAGUCUAGUUGAGGAGACUUUGAUUGCAGACAUUGCUCUGUUGGUUGAAGAUCUCCUUGAAGCUGAGCUGCAGUGCAUCCACAAGUACAUCAAAAGGUGGCGUGAUGUGGUUGCAGUACGUCGGCAGCUGAAGAGACAGAUGAGAGGUUUCCCUGCAGCUCCUUGCUGUGUGGACCCUCGGUUCAAACUCAAGGCUCUGGCUCCCAGUGCCCCUGUACGGCCUUCCAUGGAAGACCUGGCACGUGGUCUGGUCAAUCUGGGAAACGCCGGCACCCUGGCCCUCUCCAGCACAAGGGUGUUGAAAAUGAGACAAGAAGCGAUCCACCAGAUGAGAGUCCAUUCCUACUAUAAGCGACUGCUCGAUGAGACCGUGUGGGCGCCACUCGACCUGCCAACACUGGUGACAGAAAAUAUCCCCAACCCACCUGACCAAAUCUUCUGGAAAGCUGUUCUCCUCCUACCGAGCGACCACGAGAGCGUAGCCAGCCUGGCAGACAGGAUCCUGUCAGACUGGCUGGAGGUGAAGCUUGGUGGAGACAAGGAGUCAGAGGUGAGCGAGGAGCAGCUAGAUGGCACACUGCAGACCCUCUGUGUCACCAACACACUCCAGGAUAAAGGACGACGCACUCACAAAGUCCACAUCAGCAUCAAGGCGUCCCGAGGCCCCCUGAAUGAAGAUGACCUGUCCAAAACGGAGGAGUGCUGCGAGCUCCAGGGAGCAGGAGCUCUGAUCGUGUUGCUCCCCGCCAUGCCCAUCGUCGAGCCCAGCCUGGACGAGCAGGAUGUACCUCUGCUGUCAGCCCUGCUUCAGCUCAAACAGCUACAGCAGGCCAGCACCUGGCACUGCCCGCUGCCUCUGGCCAUUCUGGUGCCAGGGCCUGAGUGUGAUACACAGACACUUGAAGAAGCCCUGAUGCUGGAAACACUGGUCCAGGAAGGCCUGAUAUCGGAGUACACAUUCUUCUUCAUACCAGAGACCACAAGUGACCUACAGGGAUCCAAACAGCUAAGCCAGGCUACACGUUGGCUGCUGGCCCGUGCUCCACCACCCACCCCACUCUCCUGUCAGACCCUGGUGCAGCUCGUAGAGUCCGGUUUGAGUCGCGAGUUCAGUCCCAGAGUUUACGCCCACCGGCAGGACCGGGCCGCUGCAUGUCUUCCUUCCCAGGACCCCGUGCCUGUCAUCCAGCUGUACAACGCCAUCCUGGCUCACAUUGCUGACAAAGUGGUGUCCCAGGAUCUCAGCAAACUCUCGUGGCCGCCAGGCGAGUUCUGCCUGCCUGAUACCCGUGACUUUGUCCCUCAUCUUGGCUGGAACUCUGUCGAGCACCUGGCCUGGUUAAGCAAUGGCAUCCUCAGCCUGCAGCUGCCCGAGUGGGAGCAGCUAUCUGUCACAGAGUCGUGGUCUGAGCUCUGCUCCUCCAUCUUUCGCUACGCUGCUCAGAUCCCAGUCUCAGACCGCAGUCAGCCUCUCCUAAUGUCACGGCUGGAAAACCUUCUGGAAAGGGUCAGGCUCAAGGGUCACCAUAUCCGAACCCUUGGAUCCAAGGUAACCAUGAGCAACUUGGGCGACGGGGACGAGAAUGUGUGUCCAGCCUUCAGUGAAAUUCCUUGGGACGACAUGCUGGAGAUUUGCAUAGACCACAAGCUGAAAGACUGGCAUAUCCCUGGACCACCUGUCUGGGAAGAUGCUGUGACGGAUGAUGGGGAGAUCCUGGUUUACCUCCCCACAGAGUCAAUGAAGGGUUUCCAGCCACCUGAGGAAUGGACGCAGGCCACCAGACAAACCCACAGAGAGAAGCAGCAAGAGAGGGAAGGGGCGGGCGCAGCUGCUUGUGCCACGCCCAGCAGUCUGUCCGUCAGACAGAAGUUGUUCCACAGUCUGGUGGAGCCUCUCGAGGCCCCGACAGCCCCACUGGACAUCACGCACACUCCCUCAGCACCAGAGCUCCUGGCCGACAAACUCCUCCGGAGCAUAGAGGAGGAGAAGGCUGAAAGCAAAAGGAGCAUGGAGCAGCUUCAGCGUUGGCUGGAUGGAGAACCCGUGGUGCACUUGUCCACACCGCUUUUCCUUCCAUCCUCCACUCUGUUGUCCAUGCCCACAAUGAUGAUGCAUGCAACCACAGCCAAGACUGUCACACAGGUGCCAGAGCCUGAUGAUCUGUCAGACAAAGCAGACCGGCCUAAAACCCCGCGCGUAUCUAUGGCUUGGCGUCUGGAGGAACUCGAGAAACAGAUUUUGGCGAGUCAUGAGGAAGAACUGGCCUGCAGACUGAAGCUGAGUGGUCUGCUGAGCAUUGUUGAUGAUUGAUGAACUGUUGCAGGAAAAUUAAAACAAAUGACUCUGCGGAUAUGAAAAUAUUUGAAAACUGAGGACAAAUAAAACUUCUGCCUGCAGCGAUUUUUUUAAUUUUUUGUGCUGAGCUCAUUGCAGUCUGUGGCGUACGGAGUUCAAUAUGUUGUGAAUUUCUCAUCUUUUAGUCUGUUGAGGACAGAUUCACUGAUGCAACAGUGUGUGUUUUAUAUCUUGUUUGUAUUAAUGUCUGGGUUUAUAUAAGAGUAAAAGAAAAUCAAGAUCUCUACUCUUGAUUUUGUAACAUAGAUUUUGCAUUUAUAACUUGAUGCGUGUGUUUAAGUCUAAUCCCGUGUCUAUCAUGCUGUUGGUUUUAGCAUAAAUCUGAUGAGAUGCUUUUUCCCAAAGUGUGUUAAAAUCUCUGAAAAUGCUGCUUUUCUUGUCGGUCUUUAACACACCUUGUAGUACUUGGAUAAUAAUACUUGAGAGGCCAUGUGUACACUUGUUUUUGUAAUGUAGAGUUAUGACAUUGUCAGAUGAAUAAAAGUGUUGUUUUUCAAA